CACCGUUCAGUCGGCAAUCAACAUUUCGAAGAAGUUGAAAGAUAGUACAUACGAUAAUGUUGUAAAAUCAUUUGAUAUUUGUUCAGCGCGCAGUGUCGAACACAUUUCCUAUAUAAAGUUCAUAAAAUUGUUACAAAAAACAUAUCAAAAUGCGCGAAAUAGUUCACGUACAAGCUGGCCAGUGUGGAAAUCAGAUCGGUUCCAAGUUCUGGGAAAUAAUAUCGGAUGAACAUGGCGUGGACCCCAACGGCAUUUACAAAGGGGAGAGCGACCUGCAGCUCGAACGUAUCAAGGUGUACUACAAUGAAGCGUCCACAGGCAAAUAUGUGCCACGAGCAGUGUUGGUGGACUUGGAACCAGGCACAAUGGACUCCGUGAGGUCUGGACCUUACGGACAGCUCUUCAGACCAGAUAACUUUGUCUUUGGUCAGAGCGGCGCUGGUAACAACUGGGCGAAGGGACAUUACACAGAGGGCGCUGAAUUAGUUGAUGCAGUUAUGGAUGUUAUUCGCAAAGAGGCCGAAGGCUGCGAUUGUUUACAAGGAUUCCAACUGACCCACUCUCUAGGUGGAGGUACAGGUUCUGGCAUGGGCACCCUGCUACUCAGUAAGAUCCGUGAAGAGUUCCCUGAUAGGAUCAUGAACACUUUCAGCGUAGUUCCAUCACCAAAGGUGAGUGAGGUAGUCCUGGAGCCGUACAACGCGACCCUCUCAGUACACCAGCUUGUUGAAAACACAGACAUGUCAUUCUGUAUCGACAACGAAGCACUCUAUAAUAUCUGCUUCAGAACUCUACGACUUGCGAGCCCGAGCUACGGUGAUUUGAACCAUUUGAUUUCGCUGACAAUGUCAGGAGUAACGACUUGCCUUCGCUUCCCCGGACAAUUGAACGCCGACUUGAGGAAGUUGGCUGUGAACAUGGUACCCUUCCCUAGGCUGCAUUUCUUCAUGCCUGGAUUUGCUCCACUCACAGCUAGAAACUCCUUCAACUUCCGCGCGCAAAGUGUCCCUGAGCUUAUGAGUCAGAUGUUUAGCUCCUCGAACAUGAUGACGGCGGCGGACCCUCGCCACGGCCGGUACCUUACCGUGGCCACCAUUUUCCGAGGCAGGAUGUCCAUGAAGGAGGUUGAUGAACAAAUACUGGCUAUACAGAACAAGAAUUCUAGCUACUUCGUAGAAUGGAUCCCGAACAACUUGAAGGUAGCUGUGUGUGACAUACCCCCUCGUGGAUUGAAGAUGUCUGCCACGUUUAUUGGCAACAGCACAGCCAUACAGGAGAUCUUCAAGCGCAUCUCCGAACAGUUUACUGCUAUGUUCAGAAGAAAGGCUUUCCUCCACUGGUACACUGGCGAGGGUAUGGAUGAAAUGGAGUUCACUGAAGCAGCCAGCAAUAUGGCAGACCUCAUCUCCGAGUACCAACAGUAUCAGGAGGCAAAUAUCGAUGAUGAGGAUAUUUUCGAUGAAGAAGAAGAACAACAUGAGGAAUAUCAGGCUGAACCAAGAGAAGUUAGCAACACCAUGGCCAUGAUCUAAGACCUAAGCCCCACCGGAACAGGGCCGGCGCCGAUUGCUUACCAUCAGGUAAUCCGUCUGCUCGUUUGCCGACAUUACCCCAUACAAGACCAUU
This is a messenger RNA of Spodoptera exigua (beet armyworm), 1626 nucleotides long. The record is from the annotation of a GenBank genome assembly. Lineage: Eukaryota; Metazoa; Arthropoda; Insecta; Lepidoptera; Noctuidae.